AGAUAAAACUCUAACCUAAUUCAGUAGUUGGUGCCGUUGUUGAAAAAACCCUAAUAAGUUCUCCCACUUUCAUUUUCUCCUUCGAGAGGCUUUUCUAUUCGCUGAAGCAGCAGCCGCUCAAACCUCCCUCGUCGCUCUCUACCUUCUCCUUCUUCAGGUAAGUUGUUUUUAAGCUUCUCAAAAUGGGUCGUGUCCGAACAAAGACCGUUAAGAAGUCUUCUCGUCAAGUCAUUGAGAGGUAUUACUCUCGAAUGACGUUGGAUUUCCACACCAACAAGAAGGUAUUGGAGGAAGUUGCCAUCAUUCCCUCAAAGCGUUUGCGCAACAAGAUUGCUGGGUUUUCCACUCAUCUGAUGAAGAGAAUUCAAAAGGGUCCUGUCCGUGGAAUUUCUCUGAAAUUGCAAGAGGAAGAGCGUGAGAGGCGUAUGGACUUUGUGCCUGCUGAGUCUGCUAUCAAGGUUGACUCAAUCCCCGUUGACCCAGAGACCAUUGACAUGCUUGCUGCUCUUGGGAUGUCUGAACUUCCUGGAAUUGUCAAAGCUGAACCAGAGGUUAUGGCACCUGCCCCAGCUUUCGGCCGUGGAGCUGGUGGGCUUGGGAGGAGGUACUAGGUUUACUAUUGAAUUUUUCUGUGCUGUGCAAGAACUAGUAGAUCGAAAGCUGCCCUUUACCGGGCUCAUUUCUCUGUUUCCUAGAUGGUCCCUGUGGAUCUUUUGAUUUUGUUCUGUAGAAUAGAGUGCUGAUGUUAGUAAGACUUGCAUCAAUAUUGCCAUACAGUUUUUUUUGGUGGAUUCUCACGGUUGUGUAACUUGAGUUAAUUUUAUAUUGUCAAGUCGCUCUAUGCUCUUGUGUUUGGGA
Molecule: messenger RNA, 858 nt
Organism: Beta vulgaris subsp. vulgaris (sugar beet)
Lineage: Eukaryota; Viridiplantae; Streptophyta; Magnoliopsida; Caryophyllales; Amaranthaceae
Product: 40S ribosomal protein S17
Exons: 2
Coding region: 183-611 (142 amino acids)
Biological process (GO): translation
Cellular component (GO): ribosome
Molecular function (GO): structural constituent of ribosome
Source: RefSeq, a predicted model, not a curated record